AUGGCGGAAGCGGCUCACACGGAGCUCACGACCACACGCUACCGUGGCUUCGUGCGGAAGGACGAGGAAUGGCCCGAGGACUCGGAGCAGUACAAAGCCGGAUGUGACAUCGAGAACCGGAAGAGGCCACCCCCCGAUGAAGUGCCUGGCGACGUGUUCGAUCGACAGCGGGUGAUCCCUGGCUUCGAUCAAGGCUUGAUGGAGCGCCAGGACUGCUUGGUCCUGGGCGCUGGGGGCAUCGGACAGAACGUGGCUCUCACUUUGGCCCGCUUGGGAGUCCGACGCAUCACCCUGGUUGACAAUGACCUUUAUGUGGCCAGCAACCUUACGAGGCAAUGCCUGGGAAGCAUCAGAGACGUUGGCAAGCGGAAAGUGGAUGUGGCCAAAGCAGGUCUGGAAUCUUCUCACAACCUCCGUUCCGAAAUUGUGGCCGUGCAUUGCGACGCCAUCCUGGAAUGGGGUACAGUGGUGGAACUUGCACAGCAAAGCACCGUGGUUUUCAAUGCGAUCGACUCAGGAGUGAUGUGGGACUUCUGUGUGAAUUCCCUGUGCAAAGAGUUGGGACUACCACUGUGUGCUGGCCAGUCCUUUGGAUGGAAGUUCAUGACCGAGCUGUACACGGGCAAAGUGGAUGAAGUUUGUGCGUUUUGCUACGAUUCCGUUUCAUCCACCUUUGCCACCAACGAGAAGGCGAUCACACGCCCGGGCGGCGUGCUGGACCGUCUCCAAGUGUCCUGCGCGGGCUCGUGCGCGGGGGUGGAGGAGGUGAGGCGCUUCCUGACCAGCGAUCGGCAAUUCCGCUGCCAUGAGGGGCAACUGCUGAAUGAGAUUUUGGCGGGCGCCUUGCAGAGCGUGCUGCAGUUCCUACAAGCCUUUCAGCAGGACAUGGUCACCAGACUUUUGCCCGGCCAGAUCUCCAAGUUGCACUCGCUGGGGCGGCACGGCUUCGGUCGCCACGUGAACCGGAGAGUAGUCGGAGAAGGAUCCAUAGUUGUGCAAAUGCUGAGUAUUGGCAUGGAAGGAAACAACCAUAUGAAGCAUGCCGCACCUUGGUUCAUCCCACAGCCGAAACACGCGGAGACGCGCUUCGUUGGAAGCUGGGUUUGCCCAUGCCUCUCCUGCGCAGUGACGAUGGUCUCACAAUGGUCUGGCCUUCUGACAGCACCGCAGGUGGAGGAAGGUGUCCCAGAGACCCUGAUGCCGCAAUCCAUCACCUUCAACUUGGAUGCUGGCAUGACUGGCGAGGAACAGCUGGGCUACGAGCUGGGCGUCCUGGGCAUGACCCUGGACCGCCAGGAACGCCGCUUUUGCCGCGAUGCCUCGGCCGGCAGCUGCCGCGUUUGCGCGGCCGCGCGCAGGCGCCGCACGGAGGAGGCGCUCUUCGUGGGCGCCAAAGAGGUGGCGCUGGCACCAGUGCAGGGAGAGGUUUACCAGCUGCCACAAAGCUGGUCCUGCUCCUCUGACCUUUCAGAGCUUCUGGCGCGCCGCAGUCACCCCACAGUGGCGGUCCCCGCGCUGCCUGCGUGGGACUGGCGGCCCGAGAACCUCGUCCCUUCAAGGAAGCCGACGGAGGAGUGGCCCCUAGAGUUGUGGACCAUGCCUUUGAUGAAAGUGCCGCAGAGAAGUUCGAGUUCAACGGCUCCUAGUGCUUUGCGUGGCUUGGCCUCUGGAGUUCGCUCGGCUUUGGUGAAGGUCAAAGGCCAGUGGUUCCGCUUGAAGGGCUGUGGCAAUCGCGAUGAAGGCUUUCCAAUGGCGAAGGUGGGCAACAAGGGCGAAGCGUCGAUCCGGGGAUCGUGCUUCAAGCACACAGCUUACACUGAAGUCCGGAUGAACGAUUUGGUCGCCGAAGUUCUACAGAAAGCGGGGCUUGACUGUGCCAAUCAGUCGUUGGGCUGCUAUUGGUAUCGGCCAGAGCCUAGUUGGCCCUUACCAGAGAUCGAUCGGUACUGCGGCGUCUUUCAGACCUCGGGCAACGCGCGCUUGGGAGACCACUUGAUUGGUGGAAUUUUGGCACUGCUGCCACAUGUGCUCGAGCCCAUGGAGAAGGAGCUCACGCAGUGCAUUCUUCGGGGUCGUGGGAGUGACGAGUCUGAGCUCUUAGAGACGUGUGACCUCGUGAGCUGCGCUUUGCCCACGGCCGACUGCGUGGACGUGGCCCUGGACGGAAGGCAGCCACCCAGCUCGUCAGAGCUGGAGCCGGCCGUACCCCAGGCCUUCCAGGGCCUUUGGGACGAUCUCCGUGAAAAGGUCGAGGCCUCCAGCCUGCUGUGGUUGGCUUGGCGCCUAGGCUGGGAGUGCGGUGAAACAUUGCGAGCCCUACAUGACGCUGAGAUCUCUUGGGGAACCUAUGCAGACAGCAUGGGAAUUCACUGCAAUGCCCACAUCAACAAUUUCGUGGUGAAAGGACCCUGUGGUCUCAGUGGUGGUGCCAAAACAUUCCUGGCCGCUUUGGACUUCGACAUGGCCUUCACCCGACAGAACUUUGUGCCUGAGGCCCUGAGUCAGAGCAGCUUUCUCGACAGCUUUGAUGCCAUCCUGGCCUUUGAAGAAUCCAUGGGGAUGAAGAUGGUCCUCGCGGGGAGCGACUUCGCGAGCACCGGAGUGGCCAACGCCAAGGCGCCGGAGUCACACAGGCUCAUGGAAAUGGCCCUCCGAGAUACCAUGGUUGCUGCGUACACUGCGGCCCUUGAGAAGCAGACAGAUCCGCAUCCUUUGACGGAAGAACGGCAGAGAGUUUCCUACGACCUUAUCAAGUUGGCACUUUGCCUGACCACGCACGUGGAAGGGUAG
Molecule: messenger RNA, 2790 nt
Organism: Durusdinium trenchii
Lineage: Eukaryota; Dinophyceae; Suessiales; Symbiodiniaceae
Source: the annotation of a GenBank genome assembly